Messenger RNA from Ziziphus jujuba (common jujube), 1201 nucleotides. RefSeq lists its product as uncharacterized. Bases 107 to 901 code for a protein of 264 amino acids. Gene Ontology annotation, biological process: peptide biosynthetic process; translational elongation. Gene Ontology annotation, cellular component: cytoplasm. NCBI's taxonomy places the organism in Eukaryota, Viridiplantae, Streptophyta, Magnoliopsida, Rosales, Rhamnaceae. Gene Ontology annotation, molecular function: translation elongation factor activity. The transcript is spliced from 11 exons. The record is from RefSeq and is a predicted model, not a curated record.
AAGAAUAAAAAAAGAAAAAGGCAGCAACAGGCAGGGAAGACGGAGCGUUUUUAGUUUUAGUAGAGCGAGAGUGAGAGAGAGAGAGAGAGAGUGUAGGAGUAGAAAUAUGCAGGGAGUGGUGCAUCGGAAGAGGCUUUCUGGGUGUGUCUUCACUGCUUUAUUGGAUUAUUAUUCACCAUCUCUGAUUCACACUCACACACACUCUUCUUCUACUUCUACUUCUACUUCUACUUGGUUCCAUCACUCCACCAUCACUCACACCUCCAAUACUCUGCUCUGCCCAACAAAAAGCUACCUCCUUGCCUCCCCAUGGUCCGCCUUUUUCUCCCGCGGAUUGAAAAUUGACGGUUCCACUGUAAGAGCUGGAAACGUCAUUGAAAAGAAAGAUCGUAUUUACCAGGUGCUUAAAGUAGAACAUUCGCAUGAAGGAAGAGGAAAAGCCACCAUUAAGCUGCAGCUUCGUGAUAUUGACAGCGGAAACAAGGUAACCCAAAGACUGGGUACUGAGGAGGCUGUUGAAAGAGUAUUUGUUGAGACAAAAACUUAUAUUUACAUGUGUACAGAUCGUGAUGGGAAAGUAUUAUUGAUGGACCCUGAUACACUUGAUCAGCUGGAAGUGGCAGAGAACUUCUUCGGAAAGAAUGUCAAGUAUCUACAAGAUGAAAUGAAAGUUAAAGUGGAGCUUUACAAUGGAAUACCUUUAUCUGCAUCAAUUCCGAAGCAUGUGACCUACACUGUCAAGGAAGCACAACCUCCUAUGAAGGGGAUUGCAGCAACUCCUAAGGACAAAAUUGCUGUUUUGGAUAACGGUCUCACUGUAAAAGUACCACCUCAUAUCCUAGUUGGAGAAGCUAUAAUUAUUGAUACGGAGGAUGGCUCUUAUGUUAGAAGGGUGAAGUAGUAACUAAUACGAUGGCAUUGCUUUGAAGUAGAGGGAUGGAAAAUUAUUUAUGUGCAACGUAACAUAAAGGGUUUCAACACGGAGGCCUUUUGAUGUCUGAUAAAUUUGAUUUUUUUUAUUUUUUUAUUUUUAUUUUAUUUCAUGGAAUCAUUAAGUAGAAGGCUGGAAAGUUUUGUAGAAAGACUUUACGGUAUAGAUGGUAAGAAAACAAAAACAAAGUGGCUUACGUCUAUGGUAUACUAAUGGAAAAACGUUUGCUUUUUGCCAAAUCAAUAAGCAGUUCAUUGUUUUAUUAGUGUU